AUGUGGCGGUGUGGGUGUGACUUCAACUACUGGUGCUUCGAUUCCGGUCAGUGCGGGUGGACCAACAAUCCCAUCAUGUUCCGAAGGAAGUGGUGGCUCGACAUGAUGCAUGGAAUUGCGCACAAGCACAGGAACAAGGUGUUCGAGGCCGGUACCUACUACUCGAGCGAGUGGCUGCUGCCUCACUGGGUCGUGGCGGAGAGCGAUGGGCUCUUCACGCAUGACGAAAUCGGUGAGGGCCACGAGCGCAAAUACAUCUGA
Messenger RNA from Acanthamoeba castellanii str. Neff, 261 nucleotides. RefSeq lists its product as uncharacterized. NCBI's taxonomy places the organism in Eukaryota, Discosea, Longamoebia, Acanthamoebidae. Bases 1 to 261 code for a protein of 86 amino acids. The record is from RefSeq and is a predicted model, not a curated record. The transcript has 2 exons.